Geodia barretti is the source of this 489-nucleotide messenger RNA. Lineage: Eukaryota; Metazoa; Porifera; Demospongiae; Tetractinellida; Geodiidae. The record is from the annotation of a GenBank genome assembly.
AUGAGAUUGCUUAGUUUCCGAUGUCGAGACUCUCGCCAGUCGCUUGGUCGGAUCGACUUCGGACAGCUCGCUAAUGCCAUAGAGUCUCCGGUUGGCCCCAAGGACCCGGUAACGGGGAUCCCCCAGACGCCUCACAAGCUUGUGCUGAACCUGUUUGCUGACGUCGUGCAUCCCUGCGUGAGCGGGGGCGCCGUGGUGGAUGCGACCAAUGAGGGGCUGGUAUCUGAUUGCGGGAUGCUGCUGGCGGCGCGGGACACGCUUGCGGGGACUGCCUCGCUGAACUGGUCGGCGGACACUCCUAUCACGGAGUGGAACGGUGUCGCCCUCGGUGAAGCGUCGGGACGUGUGACCGAAAUCCUCCUUGUUGGCAUGGGUCUAAACGGGAGGAUUCCGCCUGAGCUGGGCGGCCUGUCCAACCUGACGGGCUUUCGUUCCGGCACGGUUGACGGCGAGAUUCCGCCUGAGCUGGGGCGGCCUCGUCCAACCUGA